This is a messenger RNA of Paramuricea clavata, 212 nucleotides long. Lineage: Eukaryota; Metazoa; Cnidaria; Anthozoa; Malacalcyonacea; Plexauridae. The record is from the annotation of a GenBank genome assembly.
CAUCCAAAAGCCAAUGUUGAUUUCUAUCCGACUCUUAUGAGACAAUUUAACAAGACCUUCACCAGGCUUGCUCCAAUCUUCAGCAUGUCACCUGGAUGCAGAAGAAAAUUCCGUGAUAUCAACUGUGAACUGUUGCGUGGCUCGAUCUGUUCGAUGAUGUUUCGAAUAUAUACUACAACUCAGCAACAGUGCGGCAAUACAAUGAGGAACUG